Ananas comosus (pineapple) is the source of this 1310-nucleotide messenger RNA. RefSeq lists its product as uncharacterized. NCBI's taxonomy places the organism in Eukaryota, Viridiplantae, Streptophyta, Magnoliopsida, Poales, Bromeliaceae. The transcript has 2 exons. The record is from RefSeq and is a predicted model, not a curated record. Bases 135 to 473 code for a protein of 112 amino acids.
GUUAUAAGAUUACAACCCUAUAAGGGAAGGGUUGCAGACCAAACAGCACUCCUUUUUUGUAUAAACAUUAACCUAUAUCACCCUCUCCAUCACCACCCUGCCUCUUCGCCUGUUGAAUGCCUGCAUCUUAGAGCAUGGCGGGUCCCGCGACCAUUGUUGCAGUGGAAGGCGAGAGAAUUGAGUUCAAUGCGGAUGCAGGCGAGCACGAAGAGUGUGCUGACAUGAGGGGAGGUGAUGCAAGUGCAGACAAGGUGACCCAAGGAACUAGCGACGGCCGGCAGCUGGAGGGCUUCCACAGGAGGAAGACCCCCCCGAAUGUAUUUGAUGCAAUGCCUAAGAGAGAAUCUCAACUGAUGUUAACUUCAACCGAUGGAACAGAGUUUUUGACAACAUUGAUGCAGUCUCUGAUAGGAGGGGUCAAACAACCACAGAGGCUAAUGUGCAGGUGCACGCACUGUUUUGUAGAACAGUGAUCCUUCUUACUUGCAGAAGUUUGUCGUGUCUCUCAUCUACCAACAAUUUCAGACAAAUACUAAGGUACUCAAACAAGAACUUAUACAACUUAGUCCCUGAUGUUACCUCAUCUUCCCACUGUCCGACCUGCAUGCAUUUUCUAUUCAAGUUCCUGGCAUAUGUUAGGAAAUUUGCAUAGCACAAAAUGAUUAUCAUCUAAGAAACCACUUUGUGCCUCCCGAGCCCAAACCAAACUUCCCAGUAAAAUAUAGGUGAAAUGUUAAUUUUAAAUUUUACUAGUUAUUAUAUGGUGAGUACGCCUCUAGCAUUAGGUAUCUAAGUUAUGAACAGGCAGUUUAAGUGUAGGAGCAUCUAAAUCAUAAUUCGUCCAAUGAUCAAGGAUAAUUUGUACAUUUAACUCCAAAAGUAUGAUGGCAAAGUUUACAAAUGUAAUAAUUAGACUGUCUUCUAUCCACUGUUACAUUUACUUAAUAAUAUCAGUAGUGAUAUACUGGCAACAGCUUAUGGUUUCUACUUGAGUAAUUUUCAUAAUCACGUGAUUGAUCAGUAACUAUCAACUUAAUACAUACGAAUUAUAUCUAAUCCAAAGAUUACCAGUCGAGCCAAUAAUGCAUAAAAUAAAUAUCUUAUCAAAACAGAACCUCUCAAACCUCUCGAUUAAUUAUUGUAGUAUUACAACGGUGCUCUCUUUAUGUGAUAAGAAGAAUCAAAAUGAACAACAAGGUUGUAAAUAGCGGAUAUCGGGCACAUAGUAUUUGAAGGGUCUCAUAGCGGAAAGAGAAUAGAGGACACCAUAGAGGGCACUAUAAACUAGGGGUGGAAACGAGCCGAGCUCG